GGAAGUCGGAAAGAGGGAAGCAGCAACCGGUGGGGGGUUGCUUCCCGCUAAGGGUGGUUGUUGCAGUUGUUUGCCAAUUGCCAGUUGGUUGGCAGACUUGUCGCGGAGACGGGGACGGGACAGGGCGUCGGAGGGCUGUGGGCGCGUACGUCGCGUCGUCUGCUCUGGCUUGAGGCGGACAGCCUCUCGCCUUAGCAAAAGUUCCACUUAAAUGGUUAUUAAAGAUUUUGUCGACUAGUUUUCUGUUAACUAGUGUGUGCGCUUGCAUUCAAAAUCUGACCUCGUCGGGAGAGUUAAGGUUGGGUUUCAUGAGCCUCCGGCCUUGGACACCCUUUCAUUUCCACACAAUGAAGACGAUGGCAGGUUCUGGGUAUGGCUGUCCAUUCAGAAAAAUAUAUUCGUACGGCUAAUGGUAUUCUAUGACUAAGAUGACACAUAGUUAUACAUCAACAAAACCAUCAUCAAACUGUGAAGAUUCUUGUCAACUGUCAACUAGUUCAAUGGAUUGGUUUCUUAGAAGAAUGCGUUGUGUGAAAUGGCGAAAUUCUCCUGCUGUUUGCAAUCAAGCAUACGUCCCCACAACUGCUGAACACAUUGCUAACAUCAUUACUCAUGGGAUAUUGAUCAUUCCUAGUACCUGGGCAUCAUAUGAUUUGAUGGAACGCUCUCAUACUGGAGCUCAGUAUGUAUCAGCUCUAGUUUAUGGGUCAUCUCUUGUUCUUCUAUUCUUCAUGUCCACAUCCUUCCACACUGUUCAUUUCUGUGGUCUGAGCAAAAAACUAAAGGAUCUUCUGCAUCGAACUGACCGUGCAAUGAUCUAUGUCUUCAUUGCUGCUUCAUACUUUCCCUGGCUGAUGCUGGGCCCAGUUGGUGCUGAUGGGCUAGGCUCUCAACUUUGGUGGUUGAUCUGGGUCCUUGCAUUUUGUGGUAUACUUUAUCAACAAUUGUUUCAUGAAAGAUAUAAGACACUUGAAACAAUAUUCUACUGUUUUAUGGCCAUAGUUCCUGCUUUAACAAUAAUGCCAGAGGAUGAUUUCCAUGGUUUGACAGAGCUGAAAUUUGGGGGUCUUAUAUACUUAAUUGGUGUUUCUUUUUUCAAAUGUGAUGGCCGUAUACCAUGUGCUCAUGCUAUUUGGCAUUUAAUGGUUGCAUUGGCAGCUGCUACACAUUACAACGCCAUUCAGAAAUAUCUAUAUCCGUAGUAGCACUUUGGUGAUUCUCAAAUACUCUUGCUUCAAAUACUAAUCAAUUGCCAAAUUGUAUUACAGUUUGUUUGAACUUUGGACAAGUUAAAUAUUCCUCCUUGUUUUGUUCACCUGUGUUGAAAUGAAAAACCAAUUGUUGCUCAGGUUGUGAAAUUUAUAAUCAUUCUGUGAUUGUAAUGUGGAUGAAUUUUAGCGUGCCAAGAUUUGGUGGUUUUCUUAGAUCUGCCAACCUGUAACUUUUCUUUUCAAGUUACUGUAUCAUGCUAAGUAUGACAACAAAGUGUUAAAUAAAACCUGAAAUCUCUCUAUUUUACUAGAAUCGAGCAUGAAAAAUGCUCAUUUGUAGCUUAUCAUUAUUGUUAGCUAUAGUGCCAAAGUAUAGAAGGGGUGUCCAGUAGUAUUGACUUGCUAGGUAUUGGAAAGUAGAUCCUGAUUGUGUAUCUCUGAACCUAGUGUACUGUACCAAAUAUUUUGUUUGAAGAAAUGUUUCAUGAACGGUUACACUUCUUUUGACUGACAUGAAUUUUAAAUAGUUUGUAGUUUUGAUUCCAACCAGUUUUAUGUUCAUAUGGGAAUGGUAGGGCGAAUUUGGUUCCUCAUGUCAUAAAGGGAGCAAUUCUGUACCACUGUACCUGUAGAUUUAGAGUAAAACCCAAAGAAAACUAGAAAGGGGGAGGGGAAGAUUAUGUGUUAGACAUAUUUCAUUUCAGAAUUUAAUUAAAUAGAGCUCUUUUUCCCAUUUACAAUUAUAAUGUAAUGUUUAAAUGCCGGCAAUAUUAGUUCAUUUUUUUGUUACUGGGUGUUUGGGUGACUAGUCAUAUUCAAAAUUAAACUUAAAAUUAAUUUCUACAGUUUCUAGGUAUGUUUUCACCUCAGAUGCUGGUAUUUGUUGUACUUGAAAACUGACUCACUAACAUGACAUUUUUUUUGUGUACAAACUCAGCUUUUUAUUUUGUGUAAGCUAUUUUACUGUUGUAUGUAAUCUGUUCUCAGACACUCUUGUGUCAAGUGUCACAAACUAAAGAGGCUACACUAAAGUUAAGAUUCUUGUUUGAAAACUGGAAGAAAUUAUUUAGGUAGAUCAGUGUAUUUUUGUUUGGAUAGUUUUAAAACCCCCACUAGAUUAUUUGAAUUAGUUUUUUGUUUUUGUAUUGUGUUUUAUGCUUUGAUUAUGUUUUUCUCACAAUUUUAAUGUACCCACUCUCACUGUGAGUUAUUUAUUUGCUCGUUUUGGUCUUGGUGCACUCUCAAAUUGUGUGACUUAGUCAUGAAAAAUUAAUUUUUCCGUAUAUAUUAUUAAAAUGUGAUCAACACAGCUCAAAUUGCUUUCAGGAAGAGAGCUUGAAUUUGCUCAUUGUCUGUGAUGUUAAGAAUGCCAUUGUACCUUCUCUUUCAAUUACGUGUUAAGGAACUGUUUUUAGGUGAUCGGCAUGUCAGUCUGAAUGUUAACUCUUAGAUUAUUGUAAUUCCCAACUAAGGCCUACUAUAUUUUUUGCAAUUCCAUUUUCUGAAAGAAGUGUUUGAACUCAAAUUUGCAAGCACGGUGUUGUAUGUUUAUAUCUGGUUUUGAAUUUUCUGUAAGAAAAGUUUAACUUGCUGCAUGCUGAUUUUCCAGAUAUCAUAGCUAAUUGAUCUGUUUUGUUGGUAGUCUUAACAGAAUGUCUUCCCCAGAUACUGGGACCAUAUCAAGUCUUUUAAUUUCCAUUUUGAUUUUUCUCCUUUGUAGAAAUUGUCAUGUUUUCAUACUGCACUUGAAUCAAGAAAGAGGUCAUUUUAAAAGGUAUGCUCCAGCUGUAUUUCUCCUGACUUUCAACUACCGAGUUCUACAUGGAGAAUACAUAUUGUAUUAGUAGAGACUUUGCCUACCUUUAAUAACAUUCCCUUCAUAGUAAUUAAUUCCUGUUUUGCUGUGACUGAUAUUCAAAAAGAAACUUUCCUAUAUUUGAGGGAAGAUUUUCUGUGAAAUGAUUUACCAUACUGAGGAUAAAAUAAAAAGAGAAAUGAAAAAGUA
Messenger RNA from Frankliniella occidentalis (western flower thrips), 3216 nucleotides. Its product is annotated as monocyte to macrophage differentiation factor. NCBI's taxonomy places the organism in Eukaryota, Metazoa, Arthropoda, Insecta, Thysanoptera, Thripidae. Bases 420 to 1202 code for a protein of 260 amino acids. Gene Ontology annotation, cellular component: membrane. The transcript has 6 exons. The record is from RefSeq and is a predicted model, not a curated record. Gene Ontology annotation, molecular function: pore-forming activity.